Messenger RNA from Sus scrofa (pig), 14285 nucleotides. RefSeq names its product FRY like transcription coactivator (gene FRYL). NCBI's taxonomy places the organism in Eukaryota, Metazoa, Chordata, Mammalia, Artiodactyla, Suidae. The record is from RefSeq and is a predicted model, not a curated record. Gene Ontology annotation, cellular component: cell cortex; site of polarized growth. Gene Ontology annotation, biological process: neuron projection development; cell morphogenesis.
UUAUGAUAUGUAUUCUAAAGGCUAAAUAGUGACUGUGAGGUCUAAAAAGAUUUGUAAAUGCUGUCUUUGAGGGACUACCUUCGAUUAUAAUUUCUUAAUCCUGUAACUGUUAGACCAGGAAUUCAAGACUGUGAUGGUCAACCAAAGAUCUUAGAAAUAUCAACACGCAAACAAGGCUUUCUGGCAUUUCCUCCUUAUAGAUUGAGCCUAGCAAUGGAUAGUGGAGUGCCAAGCUUUGCCCCUUGCUGUAUAUCUCAGAGUGAGUCCUCCGAAAGAGUUGGGCUGCUAGAAUGUCUAUUAGGAAGCAACACCUACAAAGAGAGAAGAGAUUAUUGGGUAGAGGAAACUGAAGUGUAAGGCAGGCUCAACCGCAGCAGGGAGUCUUGAGUUGCAAGAGUUUUUUCUCCUUCAUAAAAGUAAGCUUCUUGUUGGAAGCAUAUCCUUGCCUUUGUGCGCAGGUCAUUAAAGACGUUGCUUGGCAAAUAUUUGUUGGAUGAAGGAAAUCUGAGAAAGAUCUUGUGGUGUCUCUCAUAACACCUUAUCCUUACCGUCCUUUCCCCAGUUAAAAGUGCAGUUUACAACAAUGAGGUUAACAGUGACACAGGUGGUUGUCUUGUAUCUCAGGAGCAAACACAAAGGUAACUAACUUGCCCUUCAUUAUCAGCAUGUGUUGCAUACCACUCACUGUGCUCCUGGGCGCCACAGAUAAGGAAGACCUGCAAAGGGACCUGAGGAAAACCACACACAUAAGAACAUGAGACCAUAUCCAUAAAGAGGAAACAAACAAAAAAACCAACACAGAACUAGAGGGUAUUAUUGCUAAGUGAAAUAAGUCAGACAAAGAAAAAAUAUCACAUGAUUUCACUUAUAUGUAGAAUCUGAAAAACAAAACCGAGGAUGAUCUAUAAAACAGAAACAGAGAAAAAAUAGGUGCUUGUGGGAGGGGAGGAGGUAGGAAAAUGGGUGAGAUAAGUGAAGGAGAGGUGCAAACUUGAAGUUAGAAAAUAAGUAAGUUUUGAGAAUGUAAUGUACAGCAUAGGAAAUAUAGUCAAUAUUGUAACAGCUUUGUAUGGUCACAGGUGGUGACUAGACUUGUGGUGAUCAUUUUAUAAUUACAAAAAUAUUGAACCACUAUGUUGUACACUUAAAACUAAUAUAAUAUUGUAAGUUAGGAGUUCCCUGAUGGUUCAGUGGGUUAAGAAUCUGACAUUGUCACUGCUGUGGUGUGGGUUCAAUCCCUGGCCCUGGGCUUUUUGUAUGCUUCAGGUGCAGCCAAAAAAAUAGUCAAUUGUACAUGAGUUAACAAGAUGAAUGUAUGAGUUAAGAUGGAGAAAACAAAAAGCAAAAAUCCCUGGAAGAUACAGUGAUAACUUCAGGGCUGUAUAUAGCAGAUAUGGAUUAUGGUGCUAACUAGUUUGUUUUUUCUAUGUGUAGGAAGUAGGUUCAUCAGUUACGAAUUUUAUCCUUUUCUGCUUCAGGGUUAAGAGAGAAUCUACUUUUGAAAUGGAUAUUUUUUUAAGGUUGGUUGGUUUGUUCGUUUGUUUGUUUUCCUAGUUGGUUCUGUUCAGCUUUAGGCAAAAAAUUUAAGUCUUUUACUUCCUUGUUUUUCCCCCCUUUUACUGUAGGAUUCCAUGAGAUAGGAUUUGCAUUAAUAAAUCCUCUAAAUUUUCUCUGAACCCUAAUACUGUAUUAAUGCUUUACAUGUAGAGGACCUUCACUUAUCAUCUUUUAAAUGAAUGAAAUAAAGAAUAAUUGACUUUAUCAUUCAUGUGGCAGAAGAGUAAGAUUAAAAACUCAGCAAUUCAGACCAGAAAUUUACUUGUCUUUACAAUAAUUUUCCCUAGUAUCUGUGUAGACAGUUUUAUACAUCAUCUUUUAAAAUAUGUAAAUUGUUUUCUUCAUGUUGCGUGUUGGAAGAAUGAGAUUGUAUUUGUGUUUCACUAAGUGAAUUAGAUUUUUAUUAUUAACAUGUAGAUCCUUCAGAAUUAUCACUUUGAUUACUUAGGCAAGUUUACACCUUAUCUGUUCCUUUUUUUUCCCCCCAUUUCUUUCUUGGUCACUUAGUACCCCUGCCAGAGGGCAGGCAAAGGAAGGGAGAGAAGAAGAUAUUAAUUUAAACUCACAAAGUCUUAUGUAGGCAUUUUUCACUAGCAUAUUUUGUCAUGCUUCUGGAUCACAGUAUGGCAGUAGGAUCAGCUGCUUUUGCUAUUUUAAGAUUUUAGUAGAAUGCUCAGUUAUUUGGAAAUAAAUUAUGUAUGGCCGAUGACUGGGUUUAUUGAAUUAAAUAUUUAUACUUUAAACUCUUCAGCUUUAUAUUCCUAGAUUCAUGUAUUUUAAAUUAUCUUUUUUUUUUUUUUGUAAUUCAUGCUAAGGUUUCCUUUGCUCCUGUUGAUACUUAUAAUUGAUUAUAAUGAAGAGGUUUUUUUUUUUUUUUUUUUCCUUUUGGUCUGUGUUUGUACACUGGGAUAUUCAUAAGACAGUAUAGUUUUAAAUUAUUCCUUUUCACAUGCUUUAAAACUUCAUGUUCCUGCAGUCUGUUAGUGAAUUUUCAGAAUGAUAAGAAUUAUCUUUUGAAUAGAAGUUACUGUUUGACAUGUUAAGAAUAUUUAAAAGUAAGACACACCUCAGACCAAAGUAAAUUUAUCUUACCAUUAUCACAGUGUAGGUUUUCAAAGUCUAAAUGUUAAACUAGGUGGAUUCUGAGCAUUUUAUAGUCUUCAUAUUGCAGUUAACACCCACUGUACACAUACGCGAAUGUAUAUACAUGAAGGGCACUUGCAUAGCCUAUAGCUGUUUGGUUUGUUAUCAGCGCGAACAGUAAAUGUCCUAAAAAUCAGCUUCGAAACAGCUGGCAGUCAACCCGGGGGUGUUAGCACCACCUAAAUUCACAUGACGUUUCUCUGCUCUUUGACACAAAGAGUGCACCUUACUUGCUCACCAAGGAAGUUGGCACAAGCACCUCUCUGUGUGCUCGUGGGUCCAGUAACAUAGAAGAAGCCUAAAAUGGAUUUUUUGAAGAGAGUUGUUCCUCCCAUUCUUUCGGGAGAUGGGGUUUUGGCCACUCAAGAGAGUUUUCCAGAAAGUUCUUUAAGAUUACUGAAGUUGAAACGUCUUAGUUUGCUUUCAUCAGAGAAGACGAUAGAUGAGGAAGAUGGAAUUAAUUUCUGCCCUAGUCGUUAUGAUAAACACCAACAUCAACAACUAGCUUCAGCACCCGUCAGCAAAGUGAAUAAGUGCUGCACUUCUUCCAACUUUCAUUCCACUUUGGGGAAAAAGAAUAUCAUCAUGUCAAGCAUUACAAUUGACCCAGAUGUCAAGCCUGGUGAAUAUGUCAUCAAGAGCCUCUUUGCAGAAUUUGCUGUUCAAGCUGAAAAGAAAAUUGAAGUUGUAAUGGCUGAACCCUUGGAGAAGCCAUUGUCUAGAUCUCUUCAGAGGGGUGAAGAUCUUCAGUUUGACCAGUUGAUCAGCUCUAUGAGCUCAGUAGCCGAGCACUGUCUCCCUUCCUUACUUCGCACCUUGUUCGACUGGUACAGACGCCAGAAUGGAACUGAAGAUGAAUCUUAUGAAUAUAGGCCUCGGUCGAGCACAAAAUCUAAAGGGGAUGAACAACAACGUGAAAGAGAUUAUCUUCUUGAAAGGAGAGACUUAGCAGUAGAUUUCAUAUUUUGUUUAGUUUUAGUUGAAGUUCUGAAGCAGAUUCCUGUUCAUCCUGUGCCCGAUCCCUUAGUUCAUGAAGUUCUAAACUUAGCUUUUAAGCACUUUAAACACAAGGAAGGAUAUUCAGGAACCAACACUGGGAAUGUGCAUAUUAUUGCAGAUUUAUAUGCAGAAGUGAUAGGCGUUCUUGCCCAAUCAAAGUUUCAGGCUGUGAGGAAGAAGUUUGUGACAGAAUUAAAGGAACUGCGACAAAAGGAACAAAGUCCACAUGUGGUUCAAAGUGUCAUCAGCUUAAUCAUGGGAAUGAAGUUUUUCCGAGUGAAAAUGUAUCCUGUAGAAGAUUUUGAAGCAUCAUUUCAGUUCAUGCAGGAAUGUGCUCAGUAUUUCUUGGAAGUAAAAGAUAAAGAUAUAAAACACGCCCUUGCUGGUUUAUUUGUGGAGAUUCUUAUCCCUGUAGCUGCUGCUGUUAAAAAUGAAGUGAAUGUGCCCUGCUUGAAAAAUUUUGUGGAGAUGCUUUAUCAGACUACUUUUGAACUGAGUUCCAGAAAGAAGCAUUCAUUGGCUCUCUAUCCAUUAAUUACCUGCCUUUUAUGUGUCAGUCAGAAACAGUUUUUUUUAAAUAACUGGCAUAUUUUCCUACAGAACUGUUUGUCGCAUUUAAAGAUGCCAUCUAACAACAGUAUCAGAAAACAAAUAGAAACACUCCAGAAUAAAGAUCCUAAAAUGUCUCGAGUUGCACUGGAAUCUUUGUACAGAUUGUUGUGGGUCUAUGUAAUUAGAAUAAAAUGUGAAAGCAACACUGUAACUCAAAGUCGUCUUAUGAGCAUAGUGUCGGCACUUUUUCCAAAAGGUUCACGUAGUGUGGUUCCUCGUGAUACACCUCUCAAUAUAUUUGUGAAGAUUAUUCAGUUCAUUGCUCAGGAACGUUUGGAUUUUGCAAUGAAAGAAAUAAUAUUUGAUCUUCUUAGUGUUGGAAAAUCUGCUAAAACUUUCACCAUCAAUCCAGAGAGAAUGAACAUAGGCCUCAGAGUCUUCCUUGUAAUAGCGGACAGUUUGCAGCAGAAAGACGGUGAGCCGCCAAUGCCAACAACAGGCGUUAGUCUUCCCUCAGGAAACACUCUGCGUGUAAAGAAAAUUUUUCUCAAUAAAACCUUGACAGAUGAAGAAGCAAAAGUCAUAGGAAUGUCCGUUUACUAUCCUCAAGUGAGAAAAGCAUUAGAUAGCAUCCUCAGACAUUUGGACAAAGAAGUUGGGAGACCCAUGUGUAUGACUAGUGUGCAGAUGUCCAAUAAGGAACCUGAAGAUAUGAUUACGGGGGAAAGAAAACCCAAAAUUGAUUUGUUUAGAACUUGUAUUGCUGCUAUUCCAAGGCUGAUUCCUGAUGGUAUGAGCAGAACUGACCUCAUUGAAUUGUUAGCAAGGCUCACAAUUCAUAUGGAUGAAGAACUGCGUGCUCUGGCUUUCAAUACUCUGCAGGCACUAAUGCUUGAUUUUCCAGAUUGGCGGGAAGAUGUUCUUUCAGGAUUUGUUUAUUUUAUUGUUCGUGAAGUGACGGAUGUCCAUCCCACGCUUCUUGAUAAUGCUGUAAAGAUGUUGGUACAGUUAAUAAAUCAAUGGAAACAAGCAACCCAAAUGCAUAACAAAACCCAGGACUCACAGCAUGGUGUGGUUAAUGGAGCGUCUCAUCCCCCUCCUCUGGAAAGGAGCCCGUACUCCAGUGUGUUCCAUGUGGUCGAAGGGUUUGCACUUGUCACUCUCUGUAGCAGUCGACCUGCCACCAGGAGGUUAGCCGUCAGCGUCCUUCGAGAAAUACGGGCUUUAUUUGCACUUUUGGAAAUACCUAAGGGUGAUGAUGAAUUAGCCAUAGAUGUGAUGGACAGGCUGAGCCCAUCCAUUCUUGAGAGCUUCAUCCAUCUCACUGGGGCCGAUCAGACUACUUUGUUAUAUUGCCCUAGCUCAAUAGAUUUACUGACAUUAGCAGAAUGGAACUCCUCUCCUAUUAGCCACCAGUUUGAUGUGAUUAGUCCAUCACACAUAUGGAUAUUUGCACAUGUGACCCAAGGCCAAGACCCAUGGAUUAUAAGUCUCUCCAGUUUUUUAAAGCAAGAAAAUCUUCCAAAACACUGCCCUACAGCUGUGAGCUAUGCUUGGAUGUUCGCCUAUACAAGACUUCAGUUAUUAUCCCCACAAGUUGAUAUAAAUAGCCCCAUCAAUGCUAAGAAAGUAAAUACUACCACAAGCAGUGACUCAUACAUUGGCCUGUGGAGAAACUACCUGCUUCUUUGCUGCAGUGCAGCCACAUCCUCAUCAUCUUCAGCAUCUGCAGGUUCUGUGAGGUGUUCUCCUCCCGAGACGCUGGCGUCCACCCCCGAUAGCGGCUACAGCAUUGAUUCGAAAAUUAUUGGCGUCCCAUCCCCUUCAUCCUUGUUUAAGCACAUAGUUCCAAUGAUGCGCUCUGAGAGCAUGGAAAUCACAGAAUCCCUUGUUCUAGGUCUUGGCAGGACCAACCCAGGAGCGUUUAGGGAACUAAUAGAAGAAUUACAUCCCAUAAUUAAAGAAGCACUUGAACGAAGGCCAGAGAACAUGAAACGGCGCAGGCGUCGAGAUAUUUUACGAGUACAGCUGGUACGAAUAUUUGAACUGCUGGCAGAUGCUGGUGUCAUCAGUCACAGUGCAAGUGGUGGCCUUGAUAGUGAAACACACUUCCUCAACAACACUUUAUUGGAAUAUGUAGAUUUAACUAGACAACUCCUGGAAGCAGAAAAUGAAAAAGACUCUGACACCCUGAAGGAUAUACGAUGCCAUUUUAGUGCCUUAGUGGCGAAUAUCAUUCAGAAUGUUCCAGUGCACCAGAGAAGAAGUAUUUUUCCUCAACAAAGCCUUCGUCACAGUCUGUUUAUGCUGUUCAGUCACUGGGCUGGUCCUUUUAGCAUCAUGUUUACGCCUUUGGACAGAUACAGUGAUAGAAAUAUGCAAAUUAACAGACAUCAGUACUGUGCUCUAAAGGCUAUGUCUGCUGUACUAUGUUGUGGCCCUGUUGCAGAUAAUGUAGGACUUUCAUCAGAUGGCUAUUUGUACAAAUGGCUGGAUAACAUUUUGGACUCUCUGGACAAAAAGGUUCAUCAGUUGGGCUGUGAAGCAGUCACGUUACUGCUGGAGCUGAACCCGGAUCAGAGCAACCUGAUGUACUGGGCCGUGGAUCGCUGUUACACCGGUUCCAAGAGAGUGGCAGCUGGCUGCUUUAAAGCCAUAGCUAAUGUAUUCCAGAACAGGGAUUAUCAGUGUGACACAGUGAUGCUUCUCAAUCUGAUACUGUUUAAAGCCGCUGAUUCUUCUCGAAGUAUCUAUGAAGUUGCUAUGCAGCUUUUACAGAUCCUGGAACCGAAGAUGUUUCGCUACGCUCACAAACUGGAGGUUCAGAGAACAGACGGAGCACUCAGCCAGCUGUCUCCUCUGCCGCAUCUGUAUUCCGUCUCAUAUUAUCAGUUGUCGGAGGAAUUGGCAAGGGCAUAUCCUGAGCUAACUCUCGCCAUAUUCUCAGAGAUAAGCCAGAGAAUUCAGACAGCACAUCCUGCUGGGAGGCAAGUUAUGCUGCACUAUCUGUUACCGUGGAUGAACAACAUCGAGUUGGUGGACUUAAAACCUUUGCCCACAGCAAGGCGACAUGAGGAAGAUGAAGAUGAUUCCUUAAAAGACCGAGAACUUAUGGUGACUAGCAGGCGCUGGUUACGAGGAGAAGGCUGGGGAUCCCCGCAAGCCACGGCCAUGGUGUUGAAUAAUCUGAUGUACAUGACAGCAAAGUAUGGUGAUGAGCUGGCAUGGUCAGAGGUGGAGAAUGUGUGGACCACACUUGCAGACGGCUGGCCGAAAAACCUGAAAAUAAUUCUGCACUUUCUGAUCAGCAUUUGCGGAGUGAAUAGUGAACCAAGCCUUUUGCCUUACGUGAAGAAAGUUAUUGUCUAUUUAGGUAGAGACAAAACAAUGCAGUUGCUGGAAGAACUGGUGAGUGAACUUCAGCUGACGGACCCUGUCAGUUCGGGCGUCACCCACAUGGAUAAUCCCCCCUACUACCGCAUCACUUCCAGUUACAAAAUCCCUUCCGUCACCUCAGGAACUACUUCUAGUAGCAAUACAAUGGUGGCUCCCAUGGAUGGCAAUUCCGAUAAUAAGCCCAUAAAAGAGAAUAUUGAAGAGAGCUAUGUGCAUCUAGACAUCUACAGUGGACUAAACAGUCAUUUAAAUCGUCAACAUCACAGACUAGAAUCUCGAUACAGUAGCAGCUCUGGAGGAUCUUAUGAAGAAGAAAAAAGUGAUUCAAUGCCACUUUAUUCUAAUUGGCGCCUGAAAGUGAUGGAGCAUAAUCAAGGAGAGCCACUACCCUUCCCACCAGCUGGAGGCUGCUGGUCACCACUGGUGGAUUACUUGCCCGAAACGUCAUCACCUGGAUUACCUCUUCACAGGUGUAACAUAGCCAUGAUCCUUUUGACGGAUCUGAUCAUUGAUCAUAGUGUGAAGGUGGAAUGGGGAAGCUACCUCCAUCUUCUGCUUCAUGCCAUUUUUAUAGGGUUUGACCACUGCCACCCUGAGGUGUAUGAACAUUGCAAACGCCUGCUUCUGCACUUACUCAUAGUGAUGGGAUCCAACAGUAACAUCCGAACUGUUGCUUCUGUCCUUCUCAGGAACAAGGAGUUUAAUGAGCCCAGGGUGCUUACAGUCAAACAAAUUGCACACUUAGAUUAUACUUUCACAGCAGGUGUUAGUGAUUUUAUACCUGAUUACCAGCCCUCCCCCAUGACCGACUCAGGGCUCAGCUCAAGUUCUACCUCCUCUAGUAUCAGCUUAGGAAAUAACAGCGCUGCCAUUUCGCAUCUGCACACCACCAUCCUCAACGAGGUCGACCUCUCAGUAGAGCAGGAUGGAAAAGUCAAAACCCUCAUGGAAUUCAUUACCUCAAGAAAAAGAGGGCCUCUUUGGAACCAUGAGGAUGUUUCUGCCAAGAAUCCUAGCAUAAAGAGUGCUGAGCAGUUAACUACAUUUUUGAAACAUGUGGUUUCUGUUUUUAAGCAGUCAAGCUCAGAAGGAAUUCAUUUGGAACGUCAUCUUAGCGAGGUUGCCCUGCAGACGGCACUUUCUUGUUCCUCUCGACACUAUGCUGGGAGAUCCUUUCAGAUUUUCAGGGCCCUAAAGCAGCCUCUUUCUGCAACUACACUUUCUGAUGUUCUCUCCAGGCUUGUAGAAACUGUAGGGGACCCAGGAGAAGAUGCACAGGGAUUUGUGAUUGAGCUGCUUCUCACGUUGGAAUCUGCAAUAGAUACUUUGGCUGAAACCAUGAAGCAUUAUGAUCUUCUUUCUGCCCUUUCUCAAACCUCAUACCAUGAUCCUCUAAUGGGAAACAAGUAUGCAGCUAACAGGAAAAGCACUGGACAACUCAAUCUAAGCACAAGUCCAAUUACUAGUAGCGGUUAUUUGGGAUAUAACAGUAAUACAAGGAGUAACUCUUUGAGGUUAAGUUUAAUUGGUGACCGAAGAGGUGACCGGCGGCGGAGCAACACACUGGAUAUAAUGGAUGGACGGAUAAACCACAGUAGUAGUUUAGCGAGGACUCGAAGCCUUUCCUCUCUGCGAGAGAAAGCAAUGUAUGAUGUGCAGUCCACUACUGAGCCUGCCAGCUUGAUGGCCACCAUUUUUUGGAUAGCAGCAUCUUUAUUAGAAUCAGAUUAUGAAUACGAAUACCUCCUGGCUCUCAGGCUUCUCAACAAACUGCUGAUCCACUUGCCUUUGGAUAAAUCGGAGAGUCGAGAGAAGAUUGAAAACGUGCAAAGCAAAUUGAAGUGGAACAAUUUCCCAGGCCUUCAACAGCUUUUCCUUAAAGGUUUUACCUCAGUAUCUACGCAAGAAAUGACAGUGCAUCUCCUGAGUAAACUCAUCGCCGUCUCCAAACACACAUUGGUGGAUCCUUCCCAGUUGUCAGGCUUUCCUCUUAACAUCCUUUGCUUAUUGCCUCACUUAAUCCAGCAUUUUGACAGCCCAACUCAGUUUUGCAAAGAAACAGCUAGUCGAAUAGCAAAGGUUUGUGCAGAAGAAAAAUGCCCAACACUCGUCAACCUGGCUCACAUGAUGAGCUUGUAUAGUACACACACGUACUCCAGAGACUGUGCUAACUGGAUCAAUGUAGUGUGUAGAUACCUGCAUGACUCCUUCUCAGAUGCUACAUUUAGUCUUGUGACUUACCUUGCAGAGCUGUUAGAAAAAGGCUUGUCCGGUAUGCAACAAUCAUUACUACAGAUCAUCUAUAGUCUUCUGAGUCACAUCGACCUCUCCGCUGCCCCAGUCAAGCAGUUUAACCUGGAGAUCAUCAAGAUCAUUGGCAAAUAUGUACAGAGUCCUUAUUGGAAGGAAGCCCUUAACAUCUUAAAACUGGUGGUGUCUCGCUCGGCAAGCCUUGUUGUGCCCAAUGAUAUCCCCAAGACCUAUGGAGGAGAUAUAGGUUCUCCUGAAAUAUCCUUCACGAAAAUUUUUAAUAAUGUCUCUAAGGAGCUGCCUGGGAAGACCUUAGAUUUUCAUUUUGAUAUAUCAGAGACACCAAUCAUUGGGAAUAAAUACGGCGAUCAGCAUAGCGCGGCCGGAAGAAAUGGGAAGCCGAAGGUGAUCGCCGUGACCAGGAGCACUUCUUCCACUUCUUCGGGUUCUAACUCCAAUGCCUUGGUGCCUGUGAGCUGGAAGAGGCCACAGUUGUCACAGCGAAGAACAAGGGAAAAGCUAAUGAAUGUGCUUUCUCUCUGUGGUCCAGAAUCUGGCCUCCCGAAGAAUCCAUCAGUUGUAUUUUCUUCUAACGAGGAUUUGGAAGUCGGUGACCAGCAGACUAGCCUCAUUUCUGCAACAGAGGACAUAAUUCAUGAGGAAGAAGUCGCUGUGGAAGAUAACAGCAGUGAACAACAGUUUGGCGUUUUCAAGGAUUUUGACUUUUUAGAUGUUGAGUUGGAAGAUGCAGAGGGUGAAAGUAUGGACAAUUUCAACUGGGGAGUCCGCAGGCGCUCACUGGACAGUAUUGACAAAGGGGACACCCCAUCGCUCCAGGAGUACCAGUGUUCCAGCAGCACCCCUAGCCUGAACCUAACAAACCAGGAGGACACGGAUGAGUCCUCAGAAGAAGAAGCGGCACUCACAGCAAGCCAGAUACUCUCACGCACGCAGAUGUUAAACAAUGAUUCUGCUGCAGAUGACACCCUGCCAGAGCACCCUGAUUUACUUCUUCAGGCUCAAGAGUCCACUGGCAGCAUCUCCACAGAAGAAGUGCUGCAAAUCAGAGAUGAAACCCCAAGUUUGGAAGCUUCUCUAGAUAAUGCUAACAGCCAGCUGCCUGAGGAUACAAGCUCAGUAUUAAAGGAGGAACAGGUUCUUACAGCCUUCGAAGAGGAGGGAUCGUAUAUUAUUCAAGAACAGCAGGAUUCUCUCGUGUGUCAAGGGAUUCUUGAUUUAGAGGAAACUGACACGCCGGAGCCUCCAGCUCCCGAGAGCUACCCCGGGUCAGUCUGCGAAGAAGACGUCACCUUAGCUUUGAAAGAACUUGACGAACGAUGUGAAGAGGAGGAAGCGGAUUUCUCCGGCCUGUCCAGUCAAGAUGAAGAAGAGCAAGACGGUUUCCCAGAAGUACAGACAUCACCUCUGCCGUCACCGUUUCUUUCUGCCAUCAUCGCCGCUUUUCAGCCAGUUGCAUACGAUGACGAAGAAGAAGCCUGGCGCUGCCACGUCAAUCAGAUGCUGUCUGACACCGAUGGGUCCUGUGCAGUGUUUACUUUUCACGUGUUUUCUCGGCUCUUUCAGUCAAUUCAGAGAAAGUUUGGGGACCUAACUAACGAGGCAGUCAGCUUUCUCGGUGAGAGUCUGCAACGCAUUGGUACCAAAUUUAAAAGUUCCUUGGAAGUGAUGAUGAUGUGUUCCGAGUGCCCAACGGUCUUUGUAGAUGCUGAAACACUGAUGUCCUGUGAUUUGCUGGAAACACUCAAGUUCAGUGUUUUGGAGUUGCAAGAACACCUGGAUACCUACAAUGCCAAAAGAGAAGCAGCUGAGCAGUGGUUAGACAAUUGUAAGAGGACCUUUGGUGCCAAAGAAGACAUGUAUAGGAUAAACACAGAUGCACAACAAAUGGAAAUUCUAGCAGAACUGGAGCUCUGCCGAAGGUUAUACAAAUUGCAUUUUCAAUUGCUGCUUCUGUUUCAAGCCUACUGUAAACUUAUCAACCAAGUAAACACAAUAAAAAACGAAGCAGAGGUCUUCAACAUGUCAGAGGAACUUGCCCAACUGGAAAGUAUCCUCAAGGAAGCCGAGUCUGCCUCCGAAAAUGAAGAAAUUGACAUUUCCAAAGCUGCACAAACUACUAUAGAAACUGCCAUUCAUUCUUUAAUUGAAACUUUGAAAAAUAAGGAAUUUGUAUCAGCUGUGGCACAAGUCAAAGCUUUCAGAUCUCUCUGGCCCAAUGACAUCUUUGGCAGUUGUGAAGAUGACCCUGUCCAGACACUGUUACACAUCUAUUUUCAUCACCAGACGCUGGGCCAGACAGGCAGCUUUGCGGUCAUAGGCUCUGACCUGGACAUGUCAGAAGCCAACUACAAAUUGAUGGAACUCAAUCUAGAAAUCAGAGAGUCUCUCCGCAUGGUGCAAUCAUACCAACUCCUAGCACAGGGCAAACCAAUCGGAAGUUUGGUGAGCACUGGAUUCUGAGAAAUUUCAGGAAUUUAGGGAAGACUAAACCGAAAAUGAUUAAGAAUAUUAAGAAGCACCUUUUAUGGACCCUUGCAACUCACUGAUGACUUUUUCUGGCAGCAUCCACAACCACCGUGUAAACUAAUGUCAAACUUUAGGAAGAUAAAAAAGUAAGAACAUCAAAAAUCAGAGCUCUGAAGGGGGGAAAAAAACUAAUUGUUUAACAGCUGCCAAUACCUCCCACAAUAACUGUAUGAGGAAAGAAUUUUUUUAAUUAACUACGUGAAAAGAAAAGGGCUAAAAGUGAUGCAUAUAAAUACGUUACUUUCUGGAAAAAGAAAAGAAGUCUAAGAAUGUCUGCAAUAAUGGCCUCUAAUAUGGAGACUUUGGAAAGCAGGUGAAAUGAGGCUGAAAUCGAGGCUGGUUCAUUUUGGCUGAAGACCUGCAAAAGCUGCUUGGGUUUCCAGCAGUCACGAGCAUAAACUACAGUGGAUGCUUCAUCAUCUAGAUGAAGAACAUCCAGUCGGAUAGACAGACACAGACAGACUUAUGUGCAAAAACCAUUGAUUUUUUUUUUUUCCACAUGUGGGAUAAGGGUGUGGGUGUUUUGGGGUUUUUUUUUUUUUUUUUUUUUUUUUUUGGUCUGUAUAAGGAAUUGUGUGUAUGAGCUGAGAUGCGUGGAUAUGUGAUAGUCCUAUUUUCAAGGUGUGGAUGUUUGGUGAUAACGUCUCAGAGCAUGCCUAAAAGAGCACUGCAAGAUUAUUUUUGAAAAAAUUUUAUUUUAUUAGAUCUAACUCUUCAUAGUGUGUAAAUGUUAGGACAUUUUAAUAAUAUUUUAAAACUGGGCUUUCCCAGCCUUUCGAAAAGAAAUAAUAUAUCUGUUAACGUUAUUGGAAUGCUGCUCAGUUCUCUGAUCAGUGCUUAUGUUACGAUUGUUGAUAACUAACCAAAGUAGAUGCCUGCAGAGACUUUAAAAAUGUAAAAUAAAGAUGUAUGCUGCCUGUCAGCUCUUCUCAUUAGAAAAGUUAACUUAUUUUACUCCAUAAUUAUUAUAGAAACUGUAUAGAUUAAAACCAGUAUUUUCUUGUACAUUUGUGCAAUGCACUGUUAUACAAGAAGAGGUGGACAAAGCUAAAGAAACAACUGUGGUCACUGAUGGUAGAACAUAUGACUGGCAGGCCCUGGAGUCUGCAGAAUUCAAGGAGAGAGAUGCAAAGGCAUUUUUAUAUGUUUAUCCAGGACUGACAUGUUUCACCCUAAAGGAACCUGGGGCUGUGGGGGAAAGACGAAAAAGGAAGCCUGAAGACUGACUACCAAAACAUGCAAUAUACUUAUUCACUGUCCAAGCCUGUAGCAUAAACAUGAACUGGAUCCUCUGUCCUUUUUUUAAAAUAGCAUUUUGUAAAAGAAAUGAAUGUAGUCCCACAAUUCCUCGGAUUUGAAAGGAACACCUUGUAUUUUUUAUAUGCAUCUCUUAUCCACUGUGACUCUUCUCUGAAACUGGGCUCUGGGGUUCCAGAGUUUAGAAUGUAGACAUGAAAUGCUUAGCUUUGCCUUCCCUUGGGGGUGCGGACCCUGCCAGAAAUGUAAUUAUGCUCAAGUGCAUUACAUGAGGGCACUGUGCACGCCGUCGGACUGCUGACUAGAGCUACGUUACCUGUAAGACUCUGUAACUGGUCACAGCACAUUCAUAAUCACUGUAUUUUUUGACCCUGAUAAAAAGAAAAAACAAAAACAAUUAUUUUGCUGGUGUUCUGGUACUGUAAAGGGUGUCCUUUAAAUUAUUGAAUAACUUCUGGGUGUGGGGCAGGAAGAGAGGGGUGGUGUCCGGAGACACGCCACCCUUUCCAUCCUAUCUUACCACCCCUUCUUUUUCUCACCCUCCUUAUAUCCUUUUUGUUAAAAUAAAAAGCAUUGUAGCUGUU